Mercurialis annua (annual mercury) is the source of this 2170-nucleotide messenger RNA. RefSeq names its product glutathione hydrolase 3. The record is from RefSeq and is a predicted model, not a curated record. Gene Ontology annotation, molecular function: glutathione gamma-glutamate hydrolase. Bases 101 to 1996 code for a protein of 631 amino acids. Gene Ontology annotation, biological process: glutathione catabolic process. NCBI's taxonomy places the organism in Eukaryota, Viridiplantae, Streptophyta, Magnoliopsida, Malpighiales, Euphorbiaceae. Gene Ontology annotation, cellular component: plasma membrane. The transcript is spliced from 7 exons.
AUUGUCACGACUCCAACAAAGCACCUAACACUCAAACUUUCUGAUAUUUUUGUUUAAAAGCAGGAGGAUCAAAACCAUCGACAAACAACAACCAUACCAUAUGAUGAGUUCACAGACCAAUAAAUUUCCACUUUUGGUCAGUGAUGAGUCAGCUUCUCAUGAGCAAAACCAUAAGAAGAUUUGGAGAAGCAAAACUCUCUGCUAUUUUCUUGGUUUCUUCAUCAUUUCAAGCGUUAUAUUUGGUGGGGAUUUGAGUUGCUGGAUACUAGGAAGAGGAAGCACUUAUGGGGAAUUGCUUAAACAUAAUGAAGCUGAAAUUGUGGAGUCAGAACAAGGUGUUGUUGCUGCUGACGAUGGCCGAUGUUCCGAAAUCGGUGCAUCAAUGCUUCGACAAGGCGGACAUGCUGUUGAUGCUGCAGUCGCAACAGCAUUAUGUGUUGGUGUUGUUAGUCCAAUGUCUAGCGGAAUUGGAGGCGGAGCUUUCAUGGUAGUUAGAUCUUCAUCGACUUUGAAAACUCAAGCUUUCGACAUGAGGGAGACUGCUCCCUUAGCUGCUUCCAAGAACAUGUAUGCUAAUAAUCUUGAAGACAAGUAUUUGGGUCCACUAUCCAUCGGAGUUCCAGGUGAAAUUGCUGGCCUGCAUGAAGCAUGGUCACGCCAUGGACGUUUGGCUUGGAGGAAUUUAUUCCAACCUUCUAUAAAACUUGCAAAAAAUGGCUUUAUUGUUAGUCCUUAUUUUGCAAAAGAAAUAAAGGAUUCUGGAGGAAAGAUCAUGAGUGAUCCUGGACUUCGAGAAGUGUUUGCACCAAAUGGAAAGUUAUUACGAGCUGGUGAUGUGUGCUACAACGCGAAACUAGCACAGAGCUUGGAGGCAAUUGCAGAACAAGGACCACAAGCUAUGUAUAAUGGCACUAUUGGUGAGCAGUUGGUUAAGGAUGUAAGAAAGGCUGGUGGGAUAUUGACAAUGGCAGAUCUACAGAAUUACAAGGUAGAAAUAACCGAUGCGGUGGCAGCAAACGUGAUGGGUUACACAAUACACGGAAUGCCACCACCUUCUGGGGGCACACUCGGGAUGUCUAUGGUUUUGAACAUCUUAGAUAGUUAUGGAACUACGGAUGCCACGAAAGGGAAUGUUGGUCUGCAUCGCUUAAUUGAAGCGAUGAAACACAUGUUCGCUGUCCGAAUGAACUUGGGCGACCCUAAGUUUGUCGACAUUAAGAAGUACGUGUCUGAAAUGCUUUCUCCAGCUUAUGCAGAGCAAAUACGGAAAAGGAUAGUAGAUAAUACCACCUUUCCUCCAGAAUACUAUAUGAACAGGUGGAGUCAGCUUAGAGAUCACGGAACAAGCCAUUUUUGCAUUGUUGAUGCCGAGAGAAAUGCUGUAUCAAUGACAACCACCAUAAAUUUCCCUUUCGGAGCUGGAUUACUCUCCCCAUCCACCGGUAUCUUGCUCAACAAUGAGAUGGGGGACUUCUCCGCACCAACUGAGAUAACUGUAGACAUGCUUCCUCCUGCUCCGGCAAAUUUUAUCGAAUCCAACAAGAGACCCUUAUCUUCCAUGACUCCCAUAAUUGUCACCAAGGAUGAUCAGGUGGUAGGGGUGUUAGGCGGCAGCGGCGGAAUGGACAUCAUUCCAGCGGUAGUCCAAGUUUUUAUGAACCAUUUUGUUUUGGGGUUAGAACCAUUAAUUGCAGUUGAGAAGCCAAGAGUCUAUCACAGGUUAGUGCCUAAUAUAGUUAAGUAUGAGGACUGGACUGUGAUCGACGGUGAGCACAUAGAGCUCGCCAACAAGACAAAGUUGUUCUUACAAGAAAGGGGGCAUAAGUUGGUCGCGAAGGCAGGAGGAGCUAUAGUCCAGUUUGUUGUUCAAACGCUUCCGAACCCAAUUGAGACAGGUCGUAAAACUGGAAGAGACUUGCAAACUGCCAUGCUUUUGCACGGAAAAUUGACAGCGGUAAGUGAUCCCAGAAAGAAUGGGAGUCCAGCAGCAGUUUGAUCUAUAAGUUAAGUUCUACAGCGGUAAAAGACUACUGGCAGAUUGUACAAGCUAGUGUGUGGAACUGCUUUGUAAUGUAAGGAAUUAGUCCACUUCUUGUAUAUAGAACUUAUGAACAAUAAUAUUGUUUGUAAGAAAAUUCAGUCAAUUCAUCCAUGUUCGGUUUUCACAACA